UCACUGUAAGUUCAGUCUUUAUUAGUCAAAGCACGGAAAAACAAACGAGCCAGUCACCCACAAUAACUGAUUCGAGAUGGAAACUCUUCGUGGAUUGAAGUUCUUCGUUCUGAUGAGUAUUUUACUCGCCCAGUUUUCCUUUUACGACGCCAAUGAGAAGCUUCAAAUGACGCUUUCCGAGCCCUCCAGCUUUAAACCUCCCAAUGCUGCGAUAUGCCCCAUGUUGAGGAAACUCGAGAAUCUUGGCUAUAAAAAAGAAGAAAGAACAUCGGUGAAGAGGCUGGGAAAAGGUGGACCGGAUGCUGAAAAAGAGGCUUAUUAUUACAAAUUGGUGAAUUGCUCAGAGAAAGCCUUGCUUGAAACUGGAAAGGAAUUGAACUCAUCUAUUCCAGGUUCUUUUGGGAAGGAAAUGACUCGCGAGGUGGUUAAAGAAGUAUCAUUCAGGCGUUUGAAAGAUGAUAACGGAAUGUGUAAAGUGGGUUUGGUGGUUAAUUUUAGGGGAGGCCAGGACUGCGAUAAUACGGAGCGUAAGAAGACUGAUCGUUCCCACCAAAGUAUGAAGACGAAAAAGAGCCCUAUUCCUCGAGAGGCUGAAUUAAGCAAAAGAAGAUUCCGUUUCCGUGUUCGUAUAAGAAUUAGAAUCAAGGUCAAAGUCGCUGUGACCGUAAAAAAAUAGUUCUCGUCGUAAGAGGAAUGAUUCAUGACACGCGCACAUUUAGAAUGGCACAUUUUUAGAAUGGCCUUUUGAACGACUGUAUGUUUUUUUUUUUUGUAACUAUUUCAGUAGGGCUGAAUGGUCUUGUAAAACCAAACUCACGUUGAAUGACGGUGUAUAUGACGCCCUCAGUGAAAGAGGAUCGCAGAUUUGUGUGUAUUCAUUAAUCUAUUUCUCAUAUUCAUGUUAUCCGUGAUGAAACUGCUUGUAACGUCUAAAUUAUGGGGGCAAAAUGUGUUGUAAUAAAAUGAGUGUUUAAAUGGA
This is a messenger RNA of Stylophora pistillata, 979 nucleotides long. RefSeq lists its product as uncharacterized. Lineage: Eukaryota; Metazoa; Cnidaria; Anthozoa; Scleractinia; Pocilloporidae. The record is from RefSeq and is a predicted model, not a curated record.